Messenger RNA from Aphanomyces invadans, 792 nucleotides. RefSeq lists its product as hypothetical. The record is from RefSeq and is a predicted model, not a curated record. Bases 1 to 792 code for a protein of 263 amino acids. Lineage: Eukaryota; Oomycota; Saprolegniomycetes; Saprolegniales; Verrucalvaceae. The transcript has 2 exons.
AUGGACUCCAUUGCAAUCGUGACGCGCCUCCAACAACAAGUCGAUGACGACGCCCAUGCCCUCAACGAGUUGAGUACGGUAUACCAAGCCCACUCGCAACAAGUGGAGGAAGCCGAAGAUACGCCCACGCCAGUGAUCGACAGCUUCUUCAGUCAAGGAGGCAACGCAGCCCUCACGACAAUGUCGAACUUUACUCUGGCCGAGAUCGAAACAAUUUGGGCCUUAGUCGAACCCGCCACAAAUGCAUUUUUCAUGCUCCUGUCUGUGCUUAAGCACUGCAACGCUUGGGACAAACACGCCCUCGACUUCAACAAGAAGGCUCCAACAUUUGAAAAGUUGAUCCAGCGUGUUAUUGACAUCGUCGAACCAAUUCGCUACGAGCACAAUGUUAUGCCUGUCAACAUGACCUGUCAAGUCCAACAAGGAAAGGCUUUUGCCAACUUUUCGUCAGCACUGUAUUGUACGGAUGUCAAGUUUCAGCCCUCGUAUCGACCAACUGGACGUUUUGACGAAGCCAAGCACUACUUCUCGGGAAAGCACAAGCUCUACGGUCUGAAGCUCGAGUACUCCGUUGCUUACCCCGGGGAUGCAGUCGAUAUUUCAAACCACACACCAGGCUCAGUUUCUGAUUUGACGAUUUUCAAGCAACGUCGGCAUAUCCACCAAGAAAUGCUUCGGAAGUCUGCGCCCGAAUUGGACACGGUGGACCACGAGGAAGGUUCCGACGAGUACCCAGACUCUUGGAGUGUCCUUGUGGACAUGGGCUAUCAAGGGUUAAGAAGUGAGGUUUGA